Molecule: messenger RNA, 552 nt
Organism: Anisakis simplex (herring worm)
Lineage: Eukaryota; Metazoa; Nematoda; Chromadorea; Rhabditida; Anisakidae
Source: the annotation of a GenBank genome assembly
AUGUCGAAUUUUCGACGGAAACGUCGUAGAAUAUUGGUGAUUGUGAAUCCAUUCGGUGGCCAGCAGAAAGCUUGGAAAAUGUGGCAAGAAAUCGUCAAACCAAUUUUCAUCGCAGCACAACUAGAUUAUAAAUAUCGCAUUCUCAUGUGGUACUGUGUUGUUGUUUAUUUUGAUCGAAAUAAUAGUGUCGUUUGUAUUGAAGAAUUGAUGAGUGGUGACGGGUUGAUCUCUGAGGUUAUCGAAGGGUUUCUACUGCGAUCCGAUCGAGAACGUGCCUUGAAGAUGCCGAUUGCACACAUUCCUGGUGGAACAAGCAAUGCACUCGCAGCUUCGAUUUGCUUUCAGUGCAAGUUAGUGCUUUCGAUGAAUUUAUUCGUAUUUUUUACUCAUUUCAUAUUAUUUACUCGUACUCAGUUGAUUUUUGCAGCGCUGAUGGUUGCCAGGCCCCGAUAUUUGCCUUUGCGAAUAUGUCAUGUUCAAACUGAAAAAGAUGGUGACCGAAGCAUGUUCCUAUCGAUUACGUGGGGUUUAGUGGCUGAUAUCGGUGAGUGA